Messenger RNA from Dacryopinax primogenitus, 1426 nucleotides. Its product is annotated as MFS general substrate transporter. The annotation marks the transcript as partial. The record is from RefSeq and is a predicted model, not a curated record. The transcript is spliced from 5 exons. NCBI's taxonomy places the organism in Eukaryota, Fungi, Basidiomycota, Dacrymycetes, Dacrymycetales, Dacrymycetaceae. Gene Ontology annotation, biological process: transmembrane transport. Gene Ontology annotation, molecular function: transmembrane transporter activity.
UGCUGAAGAAACGCCGCAACCAUCAGCGGUAGAGGUGUCUAGAGCGAGCGGGAAGGAGGACAUCGUCCUGCAGGCUGUUCGGGCAACUUCGCCCUCGCAGGAGCAAGAUGUUAGGAGUGUUACCGUGCCGGGGAAUGGCAACGCAGAAACCUGGGAAGGAGAACAGACAAGGACGGAAAAUGGAGAGAGGGAGAGUCAGAGAGAUACCAUCCCCGUCAUGACACAUUGGGAGCUGCAGUUGACGUUCUUCUCACUGUCCAUGACUGGAUUUCUCUCCGCCCUGGAUAGCUCCAUCAUCGUUACUGCAAUGCCCACCAUCGCUUCUGAAUUUAACUCCCUCUCCCAGCAACAAUCGAUCGCCCUGGCCUAUCUCCUCACUUCCACCGUCUUCCAGCCUCUCUUCGGACGUGCGACAAACCUUUUCGGCUCGCGCAGCGUGCUCUUCACCAGUGUCUUCAUCUUCGAGCUCGGAAGUCUGCUUUGCGCUGUAGCACAGAACUUUGUCUGGCUGUGUUGUGCACGUGCGAUCGCGGGUAUUGGCAGCGUAGGACUCAACGUCACCAUCAUGGUCGCCGUUAGUCAGAUUGUGCCCAUCAAAGAGCGCGGGAGGUAUAUGGGGAUCAUCUAUGCCCGUCUGGUCGUCUCGACUGUCUUUGGUCCGCUCAUUGGGGGCGGACUCGUCCAAUGGAACUGGCGUUGGUGCUUCUACAUCAACUUGAUCCUGGCCGUCCCUGCAGUGGGCAUCCUCCUCGCCUACGCACGCAAGCUGCCGCACAACACCAAGCCAAAUGUUACCUGGCGGGACGUAGACAUUGGGGGCAUCGCCCUUGUAGCAGCAUUCACCGUCGCCCUGGCCCUGGGGUUCAAUUGGGGCGGAGUGGUGUAUGAAUGGAACAGCCCGCUAAUCAUCUCCCUCGUCGUCGUUGGCUUCGUGUUGGUGCCUACUUUUGUGUUUUGGGAAAUUAAGGUAGCACCAUUCCCGCUUAUUCCAAUGCACAUGUUCAAGUACAGGAAUGUCACAGCCGGCGUAGUGAACAACUUCUUCUCCAGCGUGUCACUCCAGGGUAUCUUCAUCUACCUACCGUCGUACUAUCAGAUCGUCCGCCACGAUGCACAGAUCAUUUCAGGGCUCGAUAUCCUUCCCUACGCAAUGCCCGUGUUGUUUGUAUCCACCGCCUGCGGCUGGGUGAUCUCCAAAACUGGACACGUACCUGGCUACCUCUGGCUGGGCGGAGCGAUCAACCUGGCCGGCAUAGGUCUCUUAACGCUCAUGAACGGCACACACCCUCGCUGGGUUGAAUAUGUCCUCCUCUUCCUCGCCGGUGUCGGAGCCGGUUUCCUCAUGCAGACAAUCACCAUCAGCGCGCAGAGCGAAGUUGGCAAGGACCUGAUUGCUACCGUUACGACUAUGACGCUGUGGAGUCGC